Molecule: messenger RNA, 1128 nt
Organism: Knipowitschia caucasica
Lineage: Eukaryota; Metazoa; Chordata; Actinopteri; Gobiiformes; Gobiidae
Source: the annotation of a GenBank genome assembly
AUGGCUCUGGGCGACUGUUGGAAGCAGCUGUCGUGGUUUUAUUACCAAUACUUGCUUGUGACGGCGCUGUACAUGUUGGAACCCUGGGAGAGGACCGUGUUCAACUCUCUCCUCGUCUCGGUGGCAGCCAUGGCGGUGUACACAGGAUACGUCUUCAUGCCGCAACACAUCAUGGCCAUCCUUCACUACUUUGAGAUUUCUUAUUCUGAAGGCGCAUGCGCGUUUCCCGGCUCUGUCUUCUUCUACUUGACCGUCUUGUUUUCGUGUGCGCACGUGUCCUCUGCCCACAACUCUCUGCUGCUUCCACCUAAACUCAGACUCCAGCUUCUUCUCAAACUUCUGACUUUGCAGCUGAUUUUUCCCAAUAACUCUGGACUGAACCCGCUCCGCUCAUUCCCAGCCUCUGGGCUCCUCCUGGUCCCCUCCUGCCUCAGCGACUCAGACCUGGAUCUUCUGGUGCAGCAGCGCCUGGUUCCCGCCCUCUGCUCUCAGGGCUUCUGCUGGUUGGACGGCGUGCUGGGUGAUGUCACCGGGGGGGCGGUACUUGAGCGGGUGAUGGACAUGCAGCGUUCCGGAAUCCUGCGGGGGGGUCAGCUGAUGCGACCCUCCCCCGUGGUGAAGCGCAGCGCGGUGAGGGGUGAUGUCACGGCCUGGUGCUGCGGCGAAGAGCGAGACUGCGAGGCUCUGAAGGUUCUGUUGAGGACCAUGGACCACCUGGUGUCAGAGACCGCGAGGAGCCUGCAGCGCACCAUCAGCCACCGCUCCAAGGCGAUGUUUGCCUGUUUUCCUGGAGGAGGAGCUGGAUACGUCAAACAUGUGGACAACCCCAACAACGACGGGCGCUGCCUCACCUGCAUCUACUACCUCAACAAGGACUGGAGCUCGAGCGUUCAGGGCGGGGCCUUGAGGAUGUUUCCUGAAGGAAAGUCUUUCGUCGUUGACAUCGAGCCACUGUUCGAUCGACUGCUGCUGUUCUGGUCUGACCGACGGAACCCACACCAGGUCCUGCCCUCCUACGCCCCCAGAUUCGCCGUCACAGUUUGGUAUUUCGACUCAGACGAACGAGCAGAAGCAAAACGCCGCAGCAGAGAACGCAGCGAUUCGGAGAACAGUAAUUCCAGUGAGUGA